AAAUGUCAAUAAAUCAUAGUAAACUUUUGUAAACUGGACCUGGGCACUGGCCUAUUUCCCCAAAACACCAGAAAAUGGCCAACAGAUCCGUAGCGCCCAUACCCAAAACACAUGAGAGAACUCCAGGUCCUAGGGGUCAGGAUACCAAGGGCAACAAUGAGCUCUUCCUCAAGGAGGUCUUCAAUACUACCAACAAAUAUCGGGCUAUGCAUGGCUGUCCGGCCUUAACUCUAAAUGCUGAGCUGAAUAAAUUGGCUCAAGAAUGGGCUAAUCAUCUUCGGGACCAAAACAUAAUGGCACACCGACCCAAUCCCAAGUACGGCGAAAACAUUUUCCUCUCUGGUGGAAUGGAUGUGACCGGAGAUCUUCCAGUGGAAAUGUGGUAUCGGGAAAUGAAUAGCUACGACUUUAAUAAGGCUCAAUUUGCACCUACUGCCGGACAUUUUACGCAGCUAAUCUGGAAGGCCUCGAAGGAAAUGGGUUCGGGUGUGGCUCGCAAAGCGGACAGAACGUGGGUGGUUUGCAACUACAAUCCUCCCGGCAAUGUUGUGGGUUUGUUCAAAGAUAAUGUGCCUCCUAAAAACUCAUAAAAUAGAUUUAUCUUUCAAAAUCUGAAGUAUAUUAAAAACGCAGUA
This is a messenger RNA of Drosophila suzukii, 635 nucleotides long. Its product is annotated as Golgi-associated plant pathogenesis-related protein 1. Gene Ontology annotation, cellular component: extracellular region. Lineage: Eukaryota; Metazoa; Arthropoda; Insecta; Diptera; Drosophilidae. The record is from RefSeq and is a predicted model, not a curated record.